UGCAACUGGCUGAGCCGACAAGAUGAAGCCCGGCUCCCCGACCCAGGCGCGCAGAGGUGAGGACGGGCUGGAGGGUCACCGUCGGUGCCCGGGGCUGCCGUGACGUGACGUUAAGUGGAGAGAUGCGCAGAUGUUCGCCAAACACAAAAGUGACAGAUGAAGUUGAUUGUAGUCCAGUGAAGAACAUGAGUCCUGAAAGUGAACCUGACUCUAACCAGUCAGAUGAAGAAACCAGUGACUCACCUUUGGAUCUGGGAGCAGCUGGGGAUUCACCAAUAUUUAGCAGGACUCGCUCUCGCACCUCAGGGAUAGAAUUCUCACAGAAUCAAAAUCUCCAACAGCCUAACUUAAGCAGAAGACCGCUUCGUUCAUCUCGAGGUCAAAAGGAUGAUGUAACUGCAUCAAACAAAGUUAAUACUAAGCGUGUACCUCCAGUACUGCCUUGCACUGAGCCUUCCCCAAAGAAAGAUGAAAGAAGCAGAGGACUUGCACAGGAAGGGAGUGCCGAUACCUCAAACAGGAGUGUGAUCUUCAUUCUAAUGAUUGUAGCGGUGGUUUUCUCUGUGUUGUUCCUGAUGAGUAAGCCCCAGUCUGUUACUUUGGUGAAAAGAACAAAGCUAACUGUAUUUUUAGACAAGUUUGAGCAGGUUCAGGCCCUGUUCUACGGGCAGCAGUCAGCACUGUGGAAGAGAAGCAGGAUCACACUGUGCAACCACAUUAAUCUGACCCGGCAUGAGAAACCUGCCAUCCUGAUGUUUGUAGCUGCAUCGGAUGGGCAGAAGACCAUGAGGUGCCUCACUCAUCGGAUUGCAGAUGCUUACUCCGCAGCCCUCAAUGCUACUGCAGCGGUGGAAGUCAACGCAACUGUUAGUAGUGGCCAAAACAGUGAUGGUGUGAAACUGGAGGUGGACACCCAGCUGUCAUCUGGGUUUGACAAAGGCAGCAAGGUAGCGGUCAUUCACCACUUCCAGGAUCUUCCCCCAUUGUCCACCCUGAUCUUCUACAAGUACUGUGACCAUGAGAACGCAGCCUAUAAGGCAGUUGCCCUGCUGAUCACUAUUCUCCUGGAUGAGGAGAAAUUGGCACCAGACAUUAGCCUGAAAGUCUUAGAAAUGAAGGUCCGUGACUUUCUGAUAAGGAGGUUUUCUGCUUCUGAAGGUAGUCAAGGCAUGGACACUGACAAACUGAGCGGCCUGUGGAGUCGCAUUGCCCAUGUUGUGCUUCCAGUGGCACCAGUUCGUGAGAUAGAGGAAGGAGGUUGUGUUUUGAAAGGGCACUGAAAGUGAUCCAUGGGAAGUGAAGUCAAAGGGAAGUUUAAACACUUGCAUUUGGUUGCCUUUUCCUCAUCCGUAAUCUCCCUCCUCCUGUUUCCUCUCCACCUGUUUCUGUCAGGUGUACAAGUACAGAAAUCUCAAAUGAUGAGUCAUGGGUGAGGGAGGCUGAUCCCAGUCAGAAAUGUAUCACUGAACAGGAAUGCAAACACCGAAGUAGAAACCUCUCGUCAACAAGAAUAGAUAUCGCCUUCUGUUUUUACUGGAAAGGACAGUUUACAAAUCUUAAGUUAGAAACAAAUUAAAAUUGUGAUAUUAUGUGUUAAAAUAUUAAUUGGCUACUUUGUGUUGUAACAAAAAAGGAGGUUCUAUAUGCACAGACCCUCCCACUUUCCUAAUUCAUAAUGCACUAUUUCAUCCGAUGUACCAUGAGCUGAGUCUUGCAUUAGACAGUUUGGUUGGGGCCCUCAUGCCGGUGAUGAGCAUCCAUUUAAUGCCAAGUUUUACUUGUGUGGUGAUGGCUAGUUGUUGUAUCACAGCAUUAAAGACCAUCUCAACUAAUAUGCAGUGAUUUAAAAUAGAAAUAUGGAUAUAGGUGAUAUUGGACACACUAGCAGCUGAUGUGAAUGAUUUGGUGGGUCAGCUAGCUUUUCAUUUGGGUUGGAUGCAUGAAAUAGAUUAAGGAACAGAUUUAAAAAAAGGGCAAGAUGGAUAGACCUUUCCCCCACUUUGAUCCCAGAAAUAACCAUUGGCAGGAAGUAGAUCAACAGAGUUACUAGUUGUCAGUCAUACAAAAAGAGUUAUCUCACUAAUUGAAUACAAUGCUCAAUCAACCACUUCCAAUUCUUCUUGAAAUGGAGUUGAGCAGAGUGGAGUGCAGAUCAAACAGACUGUAAUAAGUAGACCACUGUUCAUUGAUAAGUCUUAAUUCUACUUAGAGAAUUAGGAAUCCUCCUAAAGCCCCAACUUCAUGUUGUGACUUACGAACUCUGCCAAUAAUUAUAUAAUCCAGAGGUAAUGCGUGAACUGUUAGUUCCCAUCUCCCUUCCCACCACACCAACCACUCUCCUCUCCCACUUCUAAACCCCCAGGAAAAGUCAAUAGCUUAAUGGUUUUAUUUUUGCAGCACUAUGAAUGUAACCCUUUGCUUGAUCAUGUUUUAUGUCAUGUCUGCACGUGCCUUAAGUUGAAUGGGAAUUGGUGGCAAUGGUUGAUUAGACAGGGUGGGGUUGCCAGCAAUAUUGAACUACAUGUUAAUUUUUCAUACAAGCUAAAUAUUUUGAAUCACAUUCAUGCUGUUUUAUUGAAUCCUGUUUAAACUUUCUCUACUACAUGGUAGUAUGAUUUCUGUAACAGCCUCUACAAAAUUAAGAGUAAUUUGUAUUUUUUUUAAAAAUCCAAAAGCUGGAAUUUUAAUUGCAAGUAUUACUAAUCUGUUUAACUUGAGCGGGCUUAAUUUUCUUUCCCCAAGAAAAAAACAGAAAAAAGAUUUAAAGCAAAUGUAGUAAAAUAACACUCAAAGGAACAGUCCUAUUUAGGCACUGGCUGCUUUGUUAAACCCAGCAAAUGUAUGGAGCAAAAUGUUGACCUGAAGACCAUCGCUAUAAAUCUUUUGUUUGUGGAAGUUCCCUGUCUUUCAAUUUCUUAGGACUUCUCAAAAUGCCUUGUACUAGAUUCAUUGUUGAAAGACAGUCAAUAAAUACACUAGAAAGUUUCACGGCAUGUAAUUUUGCUCCUUUUUAUUCAAACGUAGAAAUAAGAAUUCUAGUCUUAUGAUACCUUACCUCUAAAUGUGACAUCUACUUUUACGAUGACUGCAUUUUUGUGUAGUAAGAAUUUGUGUUAACAAAAAUAA
Mobula hypostoma (lesser devil ray) is the source of this 3126-nucleotide messenger RNA. RefSeq names its product torsin-1A-interacting protein 2-like. Gene Ontology annotation, biological process: membrane organization. Gene Ontology annotation, molecular function: ATPase activator activity. The record is from RefSeq and is a predicted model, not a curated record. Lineage: Eukaryota; Metazoa; Chordata; Chondrichthyes; Myliobatiformes; Myliobatidae. The coding region runs from base 123 to 1280 and encodes 385 amino acids. Gene Ontology annotation, cellular component: membrane. The transcript is spliced from 8 exons.